CUAAAAGUUUGUGGGUUUACUUAUGAUUAAUUCCAGUCUCAGCUGCCACAACAUCUGCCAUCACACUCUAAGUGUUAAGUAAUUAUUUGUAAACUAAUUAAGUAAUGUGAUUAACAUGGUUUCUAAAAAGAGGUUCAUUUUACACAAGUUGAAAAAGUAGAGUCACACAUUUUGAACUUUUUCCACACAUUCCCUGGUUAGGAAAUUUUAGGAAUGAGCUGUUAAACAGUUGUUAUGUUGCACCCUGCAUGUAGCCUGAUGGAUGAAGAGAUUUCUUUUUAUAGGUUAAGAACAUAAGAACACUGGGUCAGAUCAAUGGUCCAUAUAGCCCAGUAGCCUGUCUUCUGAAAGUAGCCGGUACCAGCUCCUUCAAAGGGAAUGAACAGAACAGGACAACUAUCGUGUGGUCCAUCCCCUGUCAGUCAGAGGUUUAGGGACACUUAGUUAAGGUUGCAUCCCUAACCAUCUUAGCUAAUAGACAUUGAUGGAUCUAUCCUCUGUGAACUUAUCUAAUUUUUUAAAACACAAUUAUACUUUUGGCCUUCACAACAUCCCCUGGCAAUGAGUUCCAUAGGUUGACUAUAUGUUGUGUGAAGAAGCACUUCCUUAUGGUUUUAACCUGCUGCCUGUUAAUUUCAUUGGCUGACCCCUGGUUCUUGUAUUAUGUGAAGGGGUAAAUAACACUUCCUUAUUUACUUUCUCCAGACCAUUGGUAGACCUCUAUCAUUUCCCCCCAUAGUCAUCUGUUUUCUAAACUGAACAGUCACAGUCUUUUUAAUUUCUGUUCAUAUGGGUGCAGUUCCAUACCCCUCAUCAUUUUAUUGCCCUGCACUGUACUUUUCCCAAUUCUAAUGUCUUUUGCCAGAAGGAGUAACCAGAACUGCACACAGAAUUCCAGGUGUGGACAUAACAGAUUUAUAUACUGGCAUGAUGAUAUUUUCUGUAUUAUUAUCUAGCCCUUUCCUAAUGGUUCCUAGCAUUCUGUUAGCUUUUCUAACUUCUGCUGCUGCUUUUACCACACGGUGGUAAAGGCAGCGGAGCUGCAAACAGUUUGUCCAGAGGCCAGAACAUUUAAUCCACCCUGCGAGGCUAAUGAUUAGGUGUGUGGAAAUUCAAUCAGAGCCUCUUUUGUCCCUGCUGGGGGCUCCAUGUGUGACUGAGCACUCAGCUUGAGGAGAAGCGUGCAUCCCACUUCCAGAAGCAGGAAUGUUUCCAUGCAUUUCCAGCCAAACAGCACUCCAGACAGAGGAAGUAGAGAAGGGAUAUCUGCUGCUCUUCCCAGUGGGAGGCUGGAGUCUGGAACAUAGAGCCUUGGAAUCCAUGAAGGUCAGCUCGUAUAUGGAAGACUGAAAAGGGAACAGAUGUUCCUCACUAUUGUUAGAUUUUUCUGAUUGUUUUCACCAGGUUGUUAGCAGUAAAGUGCAACAUAAACACAUAUGACUUUUUAUUGGGAGUGUAUGUAACAGAAAAAGCAGUCACUAGUAGCGGUAUAUGAUUUACUGCGUUAGGACAAAGGUCUUGCCUGCCGAGAGAGAAAUUGUAUCUCGGGAAUUAUUAAUAGAGACAUUAAUGCCUUUCUUCAAAGGUAUUUAGUCACUGUUAUUUAGUCCUGGGAUUAGGCAUGUAAAUCCCAAUUUUGGCUCCAAUGUAAUCCACAAAACUCUGGCCAAACUGUGUAGGUGCCUGAACUCACUUGGCACCUAUAUUUUUCAAGGUAGUAUUUUUCUAGGGGCCUAUGUUUCUGCCUUUGGGUAUGUGCAUUGCUGCCUCACUGUAGUCCUCUGGACAUCCAUCUCCUGCCUAAGCCCCUGAGCAAUUCAGAAACCGGAUGAAGACAGGCAUUUAGUCACUAUGUCACUGAUAGGGUAGGCAAGCUCAGAGGCUGCCUACUUGAUUGGGUCCCAUUUAAAACCCAGCUAGAGAAAGAGCCCACCUUAUAACUUUUAGCCCAAUUGUUCGAGGAUUCACCUGGGAUGUGGCACACCCAGCUUUAAUUCCCCUCUCUGCCUGAAGUGGGGAGAGGAUUUCAACAGGGUCUCCUACCUUUCAAGAGAUGCUCUAACCACUGGGCUAUGGGUUAUUCUGAUGUUGGGCUCCUUUAGUCUCUCCUAUUGAAGUUGUUGCACUCUGGCUAACUAAUGAAAGAGAAGUUGAAGCAGGGGGACUGGCCAUGGUGUCUCCCACCUCCCAGGUGGGUGUCCUGACCACUGAACUACGGAAUCAUUCCCAUUCUCUUACUGACCGAAUGACAAAAGUCAGUCAUCCAACUAUCUGUCUAGCUGACAAGAGAUUUCAUUAGUAUUAAAUUGUAGUAAAUAUUAGGCUACACUCUCAAGGAAUUUGUCCAAGAACCUCCCCUGGCCAAUAUCCAUCUAGCACCAUGCCAGUAGGUGCUGUGUCCGAGACUGGCCACUAAGGGGCACCCCACUGCAAGAAAUAUAUUUUUCAUGCGGAGUUGAACAAACUUCUGCAAACUUCCCCAGCAUCUCGGGUUGCUCCGGGGUGCGUAUUUCCGUUGCUCUGACGCUACCUUGAGCCUGGGGUCGGAUAGGAGAAAGCAAUUUCCCCCCUGAAUUGGGAGGAGAAGAAAGAAGAGAGGUUCUACAGCAGCAAGAAGCUUGGCUUUAACUGCUCACUUUCACAGCACAAACACAUUUAGCUGCCUUUGGCUCUGGGCUGAACUAAAAAGUUUCCUGAAUGAAGUGAGACGCAAGUCUCUCCAGCUUGAAUGAAUUGCUGCUGUGCAGUUUGGACCGCAUUCCCUGUAGAUGAAGUGUUAGUGGCAAAGGCACAUUGCUAGCUGGGCUGUCAGUCUCCAGCCUGUCUCCUUUCUUGGCAGCAGCAUCCCUGGGCUGUUGGUCACUGGCCAUCCUUCCUCAGAGGCAGGAAGUCAGAGCCAGUGGGCCCUGAUGGUGACCACACAACGCGGCAAGGUGAUUAGCGUUAACCGUGAUGACCAGAAAAUGAAAGCCAGCAAGAGGGACCAAUCUUUCUGUCUUUUUCAGGCCGAGUAUCUGAGCCGACUCCUGGAGAGCACUUCUGUGCUUGCGUAAGGGAGGGGAGAGGGCGCGGGUGUCACCCGUUUUCUUGCGAAAGGAUUCUGCAAAAUGCUGCGCAGUCUUGUUUGGUCCCGUUAACUCCCCUCAUCCCCGGGCUGAUCGGCCCCUGUGCAGCGUUUUCCCGCACUGCGAUUUCUGCUCUUUCGAAGAGGCGGGGGGGGGGGGGGGCGAGAGAGACCUGCUGCGAUCGGGUUACAGCGAGCCAUGGGGGAGCAGAGGAGGGGCCGCUUGGCGAGGAGCAGCAGCGGGUCGGAUGAAGUGCUGAAGCCAUCCCUGGGGGGAUCCGCUUUGCCUCUUUCCGCUGUCUUCCGGGCCAGCCCCGUGGCUUCCAGCGAGGCUUGGAUACGCUAAGCCGGCUCCCCGGAGGCGCUAUGCCCCAUCCCAGCUGCUGAUCGCACGCAGCGGGUGGGGGAAACCCCGGGAAACAGGUGCCCUCCUCUUCCUCCAGCUCCACGCUGCCGCGAUUGCUCUCUCGCCAGCGUUCACCCGCGGGGCGCCCGUACGGGAAGGACCUGGGGCGGGCAGAGGGAGCUCGGCGGCCUGAGCUCGGCCGUGCCCCCGCUGUCUGACGGCCCGGUGCUCGGGGGCGGGGGGGGGGGGAGCUGCACCCCCUGCUGCCGGAGGCGCGGAUUCACUUGCUGCCGCCCUGCGCGGCCGCCGCCGCCCUGAUGGCUCCCGCUGACAGGCCGCUCGCGGGGAGCCGGGGCCGCCAUGUGCCGCGCGGGCCGCCGCCGCCGCUGCUGCUCUAGAUGCUCCUAGGGGCGUCCUGGCUGUGCGCGCCCGAGGCAGCCGCGGCGAAGCGGGGAGCGGAGGCGCGGCGGGGAGGCGGCGAAGCGGCGGCGGAGGAGGCGAUGGACGAGUCGUCCCUGCUGGACUUGCUGGAGUGCUCCGUGUGCCUGGAGCGGCUGGACACCACGGCCAAGGCGCUGCCCUGCCAGCACACCUUCUGCCGCCGCUGCCUGGAGAGCAUCGUCAGCUCCCGCCACGAGCUGCGCUGCCCCGAGUGCCGCAUCCUGGUGGGCUGCGGGGUGGACGAGCUGCCCGCCAACAUCCUGCUGGUCCGGCUGCUGGACGGCAUCCGCCAGCGGCCCCGGGGCGGCGGCGGCGGCGGCGGCGGCAGCCCCCCGGCGCUGGGCAGCGCAGCAGCGGCGGCCGCCGCCGCCCCUGGCAGCGGAGGAAGCGACCCGGCGGCGUCGCCCGCCUGUCAUCCCGCGGCCGCCACCGGCUCCCCCAGCGCGACCGCCGCCAGCCGGAGCGCCCUGCUGGGAAAGAGUAUUUCUCAGCUGCCCUAUGGUAAAGCUCUCUACACCUAUGAGGGAAAAGAACCUGGUGACCUCAAGUUUACCAAAGGGGACAUUAUCAUACUACGACGAAAGGUGGAUGAGAAUUGGUAUCACGGAGAGCUCAAUGGAAACCAUGGCUUCUUUCCAGCCAGUUAUAUCCAGUGUAUCAAGCCCCUUCCACAAGCUCCGCCUCAGGGCAAAGCACUUUAUGAUUUUGAAAUAAAGGAUAAAGACCAAGACAAGGACUGUUUAACCUUCACCAAGGAUGAAAUUUUGACUGUUAUCAGACGAGUAGAUGAUAACUGGGCAGAAGGAAUGCUGGGAGAUAAAAUUGGAAUUUUCCCUAUUCUCUAUGUUGAGCUCAACGAAUCAGCUAAACAGCUUAUAGAGAUGGACAAGACAUGCUUAGCUGCUGCAUCUGGCUGUGAUGUCCCUUUGCCAUCUGACACCAACAUGGCAGUAAAUUUGGCCCAGUGCUCUAUUUUAAAUAAUACAGGAGCAGUCAGUGCCAUUCAGCGGCAUAUUGAUGGCAAGAAGAAUGCCAAGAAACGCCACUCCUUCACUGCUCUCAGUAUGACACACAAAUCCUCUCAGGCCAUGCAUAACAGGCAUUCCAUGGACAUUAGUGCUCCAGUUUUGAUCAGCUCUAGCGAUCCCCGAGCUGCUGCCAGAAUCGGAGACUUGACUCAUCUUUCAUCCAGUGCUCCAACCCAGGACUCCUCCUCAAUUGGAACAGCUACAGUGGCUGGACCCAGAACAAGUGCAAUAAUUGGAGAUCAGGGAACACCGACAAAGGUCCAGCUCCCCCUCAAUAUCUACUUAGCUCUGUAUGCAUACAAGCCUCAAAAGAAUGAUGAGCUGGAGCUGCGUAAAGGCGAAAUGUAUCGGGUCACUGAGAAGUGUCAGGAUGGCUGGUUCAAGGGAACAUCUCUAAGAACAGGAAUGUCUGGAGUCUUUCCAGGCAACUACGUGACUCCUGUUUCCAGAGUGCCUAUCGGAGGUGGCCAGCCCAGGAAUAGCUUAGCAGGUGGGGCUCAGACAAUAAAAGGAUCCCCAGGAGCUGUUCACCCAGGAGGUGCAAGUCUUACAAAUACAGCCACUGCUGUCAGACCUGUUGUUCCAAUCACUGCACCUCAGACACAUCCCCAACAACAGACUGCGUCUCCUCAGAUGAAUAACUGCAUGAGGUAUUCAGCCCAGCAAAUGGUCAGCCAGACUCGCAGUGCCUUGCAGAUGGUAGCACACCCUUCUGCCCAGGUACCAGAACGGCCCACAGCAACCGUCUCACCACUGAGAACCCAGAACUCUCCAUCCCGUCUCCCAGCCACUGUGGUUAGAUCACACUCCAUGGCUUCUCCACAACACGUCCACCAGUCCCCUGUCCAAGUUAUUCCUGGAGCACAGUGUGCCAGGCCCAUCAUUCCUCUCACUUCAGCAGCAGCAGCCAUUACUCCUCCAAAUGUCAGUGCGGCCAACUUGAACGGGGAGGCAGGAAAUGGGCCAAUCAGCAGCUUGGUGACUUCAAGUCCAACCAACACCUCCUGCAAAGCAGAGGAGAGGAAAAAUGAAAAGAAAGAGAAGAAGAGCGGAUUGUUGAAACUUUUAGCCGGCGCGUCAACAAAAAAGAAAUCACGCUCCCCUCCAUCUGUGUCUCCAACACCGGACCCCCAGGGAGCCAUGGAGGGAGCUCUGCAGGGAGCGAUGGGACCUGAACUCUCCUCACUCUCCAGCCAUGGCAGGGCAGGUUCAUGCCCAAUUGAAAGUGAAAUGCAAGGAGCUAUGGGGAUGGAGCCACUGCACAGAAAAACAGGCUCCUUGGAUUUGAAUUUUUCCAUUCCCUCUCCUGCCAGGCAGCUACCUUCUUCGAUGGCAGCCAUCCGUCCAGAGCCCAAGCCAUUGCACCGGGAAAGGUACCGUGUCGUGGUUCCAUAUCCUCCUCAAAGCGAAGCAGAGAUUGAACUGAAAGAAGGUGACGUUGUGUUUGUGCACAAGAAGAGAGAGGAUGGCUGGUAUAAGGGGACAUUACAGCGAAAUGGCAGGACGGGCCUCUUCCCUGGAAGCUUUGUAGAGAGCUUCUGAGGGCUUGCUUUCUUCCCCGUCACCACUCUCUGAACUGAAAGAUCUUUCAGGGGAAAUUCCAUAGCACAAGAAGAGACAGCAAAGGGAAAUGUGACUGAUAUCCACUGCCAUUUUUACAUCCAAAGACUCCCCGGGCCCUUCAUUCUACAGCUCUGGAAGCACAGUACCUGCUCGGCUUUCAAAACCAUGUACAGUACAUACAGUGGUAUGUUGACAUAGUGCCUUCCACUUGGAAUCAUAGACUGAGAGGAUGCACAUGUGGUUUGUAUCUAAACUAAACUCCAACCGUUACCCAUUAUGUAAAUUAUAGAGAAAAUAUCUUUUAAAAAGUUGUUAUAUUGCUGUAACUUAUUUGUCUGAGCUGCAGUGUUCUUAGUACUGGCCUAUGCAAGACGGAUUUGGGUGUGGCAGGAGGCAGAGUAGGGAGCUCUUGAACUGGGAUUUUAUAUUUCCUGGGGGAAAAGCGGAGAGUGUGGGAAAAAUCCAACUGAAGAUUUGUGCAUUGUUCUGCCAGAAAGAAUUAGGAGUCCAAAAUGUUAGUGUCAUGCUUUCUAUAUACCUCAAAAAUAUGCUGCAUAAGGAUGUCAGUAAGCGUGUUAGUGAUCAGAGUUGCAUUUCAUCUGAAGUACCUGUGAGAUGCACUGGGCAGAUCCUUGAGGAACUCUGGCUCCAGCAUUCAAUUGCGGUUAUUUGAGUUAUCUGUCCAUAUUAUAUGCAGCAUUUUUUUGCCCAUCCAGUAUCCAACUUUCCAUUGCUUUUUUUCUUUUCUUUUUUUUGAUAUGACAUACCAUUUUUAAUUGUUCGCAGUAUUGUUGCAGCUGUGUUGGUCCCAGGAUAUUAAGGAGGCAAGUUGGGUGAGGUAAUAUCAUUUAUUGGACCAACUAUUUGUCCAAUAAAAGAUAUUGCCUCACUGACAUUGUGUCUCUAAUUAAUACCUUUUUAAUGUAAGAACUGUUAUACAUUUUAUAUAUAUAAAUAUAUAUAUAUUCUCCUAAGAGAUCAGGCAUUUCCUGUUUUUCAUACAUCUGGUGCUUUUAUUAUUAUUAUUUUAUUAUUAGGAAGAUCCUGUUUGGCUUAAGAGAGAGACUGUUAACAGCAACAUCAACAGACUUCACAUUUAACAUGUGAAUUCUGAAACGUACUGAAAGUAGAUUUCAUCAAGGUGAAUAUGUUUGUUAGUCCUACAUGAAGCAAGAGAGAAAAAUCAGAUUAGGUGGUGAUAUAUAUAUGUGUGUGUGUUUGCGUGUGCAUGUGUGUGUGUGUAUGUAACUCACUUUCUUUAAAUAUAGUUUCUAAAGACCCUUAAUAAAGCACAGUAAUCUGUCGAGACAAUGGUAAUUAUUCAAGAAUUGGGAGUAUUUCCAGGAGGAGCUAUUUUAAUUGACUUUUACAUGGCAAUACAAAGAACACUGCAGGUUCCAGCAAGCACAGGAAUUGUGGAAUUUUCCUCUCUUGUUGCAUCAGAGAGAAGAGAGCUGAACUGCAACGGCUGUAAUUAGCAUUGUCAAAAUGUGAUUUUUUUUUACUGUAGAAAUGUACAGUUCUCAACACUGUUCUAACCUGGUCAAGCUACAAUACAAAAUAUAUCAGGCAAUAUAACCCUCCAUCUACAAGGGACCUAAAGGUGCAAUAAAUGUAAAGCAAGUUUAUGCAGUUAUUUGUAUCAAACAAAGAAGAGAAAAAUCUGAUAAUGCAAGUGUGGGAGUAUUUAAAAAAGAGGUUCAGUUGUGGUCUCCUGUAACAAAGUUAUAACAAAAGAAUAUUCUUAACUAUGUUGUGCCCUGCCUUUCCUAGUGACUGGCUGCUUGCCCAGACCAAGAUAUGGUGGUCAUUCAAGACUAUGUUAGAGUUGUAGUAACCUAGAGAUGAUCUUAGUAAAAAGAGGAUGCCCAAUGGGUGUAUGCCAGUACUUUGUUCUCAGUAUUUCUUAUGCCGAAGGGGUAGGUUUUGUUUUCAUUCAAGCCAUGUAUGCCAGCACAUAUCAAAACAUGUAUAUGUAAACAUUCCUACUUAUGACAGGUUGAAGUGGGCUGUAGCUCACGAAAGCUUAGGCUCAAAUAAAUUUGUUAGUCUCUAAGGUGCCACAAGUCCUCCUUUUCUUUAUUCCUACUUAUGUUGAACUGAAUGACUUCAUUCUCUGUAAAAUAAGUUUCUCUUCCUGUCAUUUGUAACAGAUUUCAGAAACACAGUCCGCGCCUAGCAUUACACCUUCAAAUCACAGAAACAUUAUUUGGUUGGAGGGGGUUUUUAAUGUUACCACAUUUGUUCAUGUUCCAGGUUGUAAUCAGUCAUCAGUAAAAUAAACGGUUAGUGUUAAGAGGAAAUUGCCUUUUUAUAACCAAUAAGAGCUUUAAGAAAUUUCUUCUGCAAAAGGCUGAUUGAAGAACAGAGCACUAUCUAUCCAGUCAUUUCAUCCAAAUCGGAAAUGGUAUCUCUGCACUUUGAGCCAUGAUCUGGUCAGCUAGCAAGCUGGCAAUGCCCCCCCCCAAAAAAUGUGUUUUACACACACACACACACCCUGUUUCUCACAAUGCUAACCAGGAAUUUAGAUAGAUAGAUAGAUUAGAUAUAAAUUCUUGGUUAGCAUUGUCAGAAACAGAUUUUUCUGACAAACUAUUGUGGCUAAAUAUCUGUUAAAAUUCUGUUCCAUGGUAUAUUUACUAUAUCCAGAGAAAUGAAACAGGAAUAAUAUUGUAUUCAAUCAGAUCUAAAAUAGUUCCAGAAUUCAAUGUUCUAAUGCUUAAAUCUAAACAAAGACAAAAGCUGUUAUGCAAGAAAAUAUAGAAAUGUCUGUGUAAAAUCAGUGUUUUUAAAUGUAUUUUGCAGUCCGGGCAAUAAUAAUUUUUAACUAUACAUGAUGAGGGUAAAAUAACCCUUUCAGUCACACCUCCUAUAAGGAGAAAUAUUUUUUGGUGUUUGAUAUUUUGAAAACAGCUGUUUCUGGUCCCCAUUUAUUGCUUACCAUAAUAAUAAUUGUCUUGGACAAAUCAAUUCCAUGCAAAGAGCACAACUGCAGAAUAUAAGACUAAUCAGUGGUACAAGAAAAUGACCCAGUGCCAUUUAGGAAGUCCUUGACCCUGGGAGGGGAUUGGCGCUUACUGUGAUCCAUUUUUAAAUUGCAUACAAAGGAAAGACAGAGGAGGGGAAGGGAGUGUGCGUGCAUUUCCUACAAGAAAAAAAAAAAGUUAAAGAAUCCUUCUGGCAGCCUCAUUUUGUAAAAUGCCAGGUUUGCUGAUCUAGAAAUGGUUUCAGCUAAUUGAACAAUUCCUUUGUACUUUGCACAGCUCAGAAAAUGUUUUUGUUAUACAUGAAUGUUAACGUGAUUUAGAAAAUAUUGAUGGUUACUAGUAUAAAUGAACUACAAGGACUGUGUUUCUGAUGCUUUAAAUAAAAUAAACAUUGAGGUCACUUGA
Dermochelys coriacea (leatherback sea turtle) is the source of this 9834-nucleotide messenger RNA. It is a transcript of the gene SH3RF3, whose product is annotated as SH3 domain containing ring finger 3. The record is from RefSeq and is a predicted model, not a curated record. The transcript has 10 exons. Gene Ontology annotation, molecular function: protein binding; metal ion binding. Lineage: Eukaryota; Metazoa; Chordata; Testudines; Dermochelyidae. The coding region runs from base 3809 to 6421 and encodes 870 amino acids.